Molecule: messenger RNA, 1661 nt
Organism: Branchiostoma belcheri (Belcher's lancelet)
Lineage: Eukaryota; Metazoa; Chordata; Leptocardii; Amphioxiformes; Branchiostomatidae
Product: TBC1 domain family member 13-like
Exons: 14
Coding region: 62-1252 (396 amino acids)
Biological process (GO): intracellular protein transport; activation of GTPase activity
Molecular function (GO): GTPase activator activity
Source: RefSeq, a predicted model, not a curated record
UUCCGCUAGUCUGCGCUCGUGAGAAGCGAGCGCUCUCACCAUCAUCAUCAUCAUUUCCAAAAUGGCGACGUACAGGGCCAGGUUGAAGGAGUUUGAGGACUGUCUUGAGACGGAGAAAAUUGACGUCAAACAUCUUAGAUCGCUGUGCUUCCAAGGGAUCCCCGAUGGCCGGGGGCUGAGGGCAAAGUGUUGGAAGAUCCUGCUGAACUACCUGCCGCCUCUCACCACAGAUUGGCCCGACUUCCUCAAGAAACAAAGAGGGGUGUACCAGCAGCUGUUGGAAGAGCUGAUCAUCACCCCCGGGAAGCAGGGCUCGGGGAACUCCAGGGAGGACGUCACCUUCGCAGACCAUCCGCUGAACCCAAACCCAGACAGCCAGUGGAGUCAGUACUUCAAGGACAACGACGUUCUGCUGCAGAUAGACAAGGACGUCAGGCGGUUGUGUCCGGACAUCUCGUUUUUCCAGCAGGCGACCGACCACCCGUGCGAGCGACUGGUGAAUGCCGAGAGCGGGAUUGAGACUCUCAGGAAACGCGUCGAGCACACGAUCCUGAAGGCAGCAAACGUUGGGAAAAACCGGCUGGGAAUCACCGUCACUAACGUGAGAUGUAGCACGCGGCGUAAGGUGGCAGUGGAGGAAUACGAGACGCUUCCCGAGGGUCAGGAGGCUCACUGGGAGGUGGUGGAGAGAGUUCUGUUCCUGUACGCAAAACUCAACCCUGGGCAGGGAUAUGUUCAGGGCAUGAAUGAGAUCAUCGGACCGCUGUAUUACGUCUUCGCUUCAGAUCCAAACAAGGACUGGCAAGAACACGCGGAGGCCGACACGUUCUUCUGCUUCACGAAUCUGAUGUCUGAGAUCAGAGAUAACUUCAUUAAGAUGUUGGACGACUCGGCUUCAGGAAUCGGUUCUUCCAUGCAGAAUGUCUUAACUCUGCUGAAGAAGCACGACCAGCAACUCUGGAGAUGUCUGGAGGAUCGAGGAGUAAGACCACAGUUUUACCUGUUCAGAUGGUUGACCUUGCUACUGUCACAGGAGUUUAAAAUGCCAGAUGUGAUCAGAGUCUGGGACUCUCUGUUUGCAGAUCGGCGAAGAUUCGACUUUUUGUACUGUGUAUGCUGUGCCAUGAUCAUCUGUAUCCGGACUAGAAUUCUGGAGGGGGAUUUCUCGGACACCAUGAGGACACUACAGAACUACCCAGACGGAGACAUCCAUGUUGUCCUGAGGAAAGCUGUGGAGAUCUGCCCAUCUUGAGACAUGCUGCAUCUUAGACUUUACUGAAGACAUGCCCCUUCUUAGACCCAGUCUUGUGACCUUGUCUACCUUUUCUAAGACAUUUCUUGAUCCUUAGACCAAUUCUGAAGACAUGCCCCUUCUUACAACCAGUCUUGUGACCUUGUCUACCUUUUCUAAGACAUUUUUAGAUCCUUAGAGCAUCUGUUCUGAAACAAUGCUUAUCAGAAGGAAUAAUCCUAUGUCUUAAAGACUGAGACCCUCUACACGUAAAUGUCUUCAGGAGUUUUUCUGAAGCUCCUUAAGACUGUCUCAGAUCACCUGAAGGUGGCUUAUCUAUUAUCCUCUUUUAUCCUUUUAAUGUGUGUUUAAUUUUAAACAGCAAGAGCCACCAAAUUUCUUUAGUUUCAUAUCUAAGGGAAGUGGUUAA